Molecule: messenger RNA, 406 nt
Organism: Aspergillus steynii IBT 23096
Lineage: Eukaryota; Fungi; Ascomycota; Eurotiomycetes; Eurotiales; Aspergillaceae
Exons: 1
Coding region: 91-336 (81 amino acids)
Source: RefSeq, a predicted model, not a curated record
GUGUCAGGUAUGGAAUGGACGAGUGGGAGAAAAGCAACGAUUGGUGGAUUGAUUGAUUGAUUGCUUGCUUGAUCUCAGAGGGGAAAGGAAAUGGAGAAUGGAGAAAAAAAAAGAAAAGAAAGAGAGACCGGAAGGGAAAAGGAAAAAAGACCGAGGGCGGAGGGGGGUCGUCAGCCAGAAAGGAGUGGAGAGAAGGAAAGAAGGAGGGAUGAGUCGAAGUCCCCGCAGACACUCGAGAGGAAGAAGGAAGAGGAAGAGGAAGAGAGAUGGAGAUGGACGAGGAAUUCGGCGGAAAAGAUUCCAGACCGAUUGGUAAUACCGUCCGGUCACUGGUAAUUUACGGUAUUUCUGGAGUAGUUCGCGCCUUCCGCUUUGGGAUGCCUUCCAUUUGCAGUUACAUUAUGAC